AUGACAAUACCAAAAUGUGCCUGCAGCAUUGGUUUGCUGGUGAUUCUGUGCUUAAUUAGCUUGAGCAAUGCCCACAAGGUCAUUAAAUUUGAGGCCCCUGCUGGGGUCAAUCGAAAGAUGAUGGGCCAAGAUAAGCCAGUGGGUCAAGGGUUUGGCUCAGGUGUAGGCAUUGGCACUGGGACUGGGACAGGUGUAGGCAUUGGCAAGGGCAUUGGCUCAGGUGGCAAUGGUGUAGGAAUUGAGGAGGGGUAUGGUAUUGGCACUGGUUCUGGUUAUGGUGAAGGCACUGGUAUGGGCAUUGGGAGAGGCUCUGGAAAUGGUGGAUAUGGAGAAGGCAGAGGAAUUGGUAUUGGGACUGGGGAUGGAGGAUAUGGGGAAGGUAGAGGAGUUGGUAUUGGGACUGGAAGUGGUGGAUAUGGGCCUGGAAAUGGCCCGUGGGCCUCGGGACCCGGGUACGGAAACAGCGGUGGUAGUGGGUUUGGGUCCGGAGUCGGCAUCGGUACUGGGUCUGGUGGGUAUGGAAACAAUUGCGGUGGGGGUUGUAAUCCGGGCUGUGAGUGCCCUGGUGCUUGUUUCCAAUCUGGCCAGCCCAAUAGGCUCACUUAUAACAAGCCCACUCAGCAUGAGAAGAUGACGCCUACCAAGAUGGGUGCAGGAGAGCCUAUAACACCAAAUAUACCACCAGCACUAGGUUCAUCACCACCAGAUUCACCAGAUUCAUCAACCAAGACAGCAAAUGAAGCCCACCAUCACUCUGCUGCAGCGCUUCAUAACUAG
Messenger RNA from Prunus persica (peach), 777 nucleotides. RefSeq names its product keratin-associated protein 6-2-like. Bases 1 to 777 code for a protein of 258 amino acids. The transcript has a single exon. The record is from RefSeq and is a predicted model, not a curated record. Lineage: Eukaryota; Viridiplantae; Streptophyta; Magnoliopsida; Rosales; Rosaceae.